This is a messenger RNA of Melanaphis sacchari, 1539 nucleotides long. RefSeq lists its product as uncharacterized. The record is from RefSeq and is a predicted model, not a curated record. Lineage: Eukaryota; Metazoa; Arthropoda; Insecta; Hemiptera; Aphididae. The transcript has a single exon. The coding region runs from base 181 to 1539 and encodes 452 amino acids.
UUCAUAAUUUCAAAAUAUCAUGUUUCGCACCAUUUUGUAAAUGAAUUACUAACUAUUUUACGUGAUGAAGAAUUGGAUGUGCCUAAAGAUGUAAGAACUUUACUAAGAACACCUAAAUCAAAUAGUCAUAACAUUUUGAAUAUAAAUCCAGGAACUUAUAUCCAUUUUGGGGUACAUAAUAUGUUAAUGCCAAUAAUAUCUAAAUUUUUUGAUGAACUACAUAAUACAUCUUUGUUAGAAUUAGGAUGUAAUAUUGAUGGUCUUCCAAUUUCUAAAAGUUCAAAAGCAUGUUUCUGGCCUAUACUAGUUUCAUUUGUUAAUUGCAAUAUUUAUAAUUUAUCAAAAAUUGUCAUACCUAUUGGAAUAUAUUACCAUAAAAGCAAAAAACCUUCAUCAGCCUCAGAGUUUUUAACACAUUUCAUAUCUGAAAUGAAAAUUAUUAUUGAUAGUGGUGGCUUACGUAUAAAUGAAAAAACUUUUCAGUUAAAAAUUAGUCAAGUUGUGUGUGAUGCCCCAGCUAAGGCUUUUAUAUUAAAUGUCAAAGGUCAUAAUGCCUACCAUUCAUGUAAUUCUUGCAUUGUAGAAGGUUCUUUUAUUAAUAAUCGUAUGUCCUAUUUAGAUAUUAACUGUACCCUACGAACAAAUGAAUCAUUUAGAGAAAAAUUAGAUGAAUAUUACCACAAAGGUGAUGAAAGCCCUUUAGAAACAUUGGAUAUUAACAUUACUAAUGUAGUAGUACUCGAAUAUAUGCACAAUAUUUGCCUAGGAGUUAUGAAAAAAUUAUUAAGCUUCUGGGUAAAAGGUUUAAAACCUAUAAGACUUUUAUCAGUACACGUGGAUUUAAUUAAUUCUGAUUUGAUUGAUCUUGGACAAUAUUUGCCCUCUGAAUUUUGUAGACAACCUAGAUCACUAGAUGAUAUGGAGUUUUGGAAAGCUUCAGAGUUCCGAUGUUUUCUUCUUUACACAGGGCCCAUUGUUUUAAAAGGUCGCUUAAAAAAAAAACUCUAUUCUCAUUUCAUUAUUUUACAUUGUGCUAUACGACUAUUGAUGUCUGAUAAAACAUGUAUUCUUUUUAAUGAUGUUGCAAAUGAUAUGCUUAGGUCUUUUGUUAGAAAGUAUUCAAUAUUAUACGGAGAGGAUACCAUAAAUUAUAAUGUUCACGGACUUAUUCACGUACCAAAUUUUGUUAAACUGCAUGGUCCCCUUGAUAAUUUUUCCGCAUUCAAAUAUGAGAAUUAUUUAGGAUUUCUAAAAAAAAUUACAAAAAAUGGUAGUUAUCCCUUAGAAGAUAUAUAUAACAGAGUAAUUGAAUACAAUAGAUUUAAUAAUUUAAAUACUGAUGUCACUUAUCCAAUCUUGAAAAAUGAAAUAGAUUAUUAUGGUCCCUUGUAUGGAAAAAAUUUGUUAGUUACUUAUUAUGAUUCAAUAAUCUUACAAAAAUUCUCAAUAACUUGUAAUAAUUUAAAAGAUAACACGUUUUUAUUACAUUCAAAUGAUGUUGUUUCAGUAAAAAAAAAUUAUUCAAUAUCCCAACUCUAG